AUGCCAAAUUUGGCAAGUAAGCGGGAAAAUCAAAUAUUUAAAUAUUAAAAAGCAUAAGCGCAAGCUAAACUUUUUUUUGUACUAUUGGUGCUACAAAGAAUUCAUAUAAAAGUUUUGAGCUGAUUCUGGGCGGAGCAGGUUAGAUAUUUUCUCUGUCAGUUUAACCUACAACAAUAUUCUACCUACUACAAUAUGACGUUCCUACAAAAUUCAAAAACUGCAGUUUAAACCCACAAAAACGUAACUCAAAUCCAAGACUUUCCAUCCCAAAACACAACCAAAUAUGACAGUUUUGUAUUCGAAAUACGAAAAUGUUUUCGGGCGAAAACAAGUCAUGAAUAUUGUAUGUAUUAUAAUAUGAAUACAGAAAAACAAAUGUUUGGCAGCGAGGAAAGAACACGUUAUUGAUGGACAAUUCAUAUACAAAGCAUAAAAAUCUCAAAAAAUAAUUUUUUUAAUUUUUACCACACGUUCUUUUAUUAUAGUUUAAAAUAACCUGCCGGAUACUUCACAUAAACAAAUAUACACCUAGCGUUAUAUAUAAUACCUAAAUAAAAGAAACAUAAAAAUCAAAGAAGCAGCCCAAUUUAUAUGUAAAUGCUACCAAGUUACUCAAUGUUAUAGCUAAAAGUACAGGAUGUAGAACGAUUUAUGUCGCACAUAAGGAUGUGCUGUUUGAAACUUAACGCCUUAUGUAAAGGAUGUAUUUUAGAAGCAGAAAAGUUAAUGUAGCAUGUACUUUUAGAUUAGUACAUGCAAUAAAAGGUUAAGUUUUAAACCAUAAUUUAGAGAUAGAGUUAGAACUAGGGCUAGAACAAACGCUAAAGCCAGUGUUGCAACGAGAGUCAGGGCUUAAGCAAAAAUAAUACUUGGUAGCUACAGACUUUAAAGAGCUAGAGCUAGAGCUAAGGCUAGAGCUAGAGCUAGAGCUAGAACUAGAACUAGAACUAGAACUAGAACUAGAGCUAGAGCUAGAGCUAGAGCUAGAGCUAGAGCUAGAGCUAGAGCUAGAGCUAGAGCUAGAGCUAGAGCCAGAGCUAGAGCUAGAGCCAGAGCUAGAGCUAAGGCUAGAGUUAGAGCCAGAGCUAGAGCUAGAGCCAGAGCCAGAGCUAGAGCUAAGGCUAGAGUUAGAGCUAGAUACUUGA
Bursaphelenchus okinawaensis is the source of this 1145-nucleotide messenger RNA. The record is from the annotation of a GenBank genome assembly. Lineage: Eukaryota; Metazoa; Nematoda; Chromadorea; Rhabditida; Aphelenchoididae.